AGAAUGUUAAAGUAGAUGGAAGUGCCACGAAUGCUACAAGGUUUCCACGUCUCCUCAGAAUCCUACACGUGUAAGUCAGACACAGAGUCACCCUGUUGGCUAUCACCGAAACACCACUAUAUAUUUGAAAAUGUAAGUGGCUUUGCUUCCAAACACUUGAACAUCAUCUACAUUUCAUCACAAUCUUCCUCAAUCAUGUCUUCAGAAACAAAAGCAGAAACACAAACUUUGACCACCCCCUCUUACUCCUCAGAUGUUGACAAUGGUAUAGUGAAGGAUGUAGUCCUAUGGAGAAGAAAGAAAAUAAAUAUAAGCGUUCUUGUUGCGGCAACAGCGGCAUGGGUGUUGAUGGAAGUGUUUGAAUUCAACUUCCUCACUCUCAUAUCAUGGGUGGCCAUACUCGGUCUUGCUUCAAUAUUCCUCUAUGCCAAUAUGCUUAGACUUUUGGGCAAGGAACCACCGAACUUGUUGGGGUUGGAAGUGAGUGAAAAAACAACAACGAGAAUAGCACACACAGUUCGAGCAUGGAUUGAAGAAGGAAUAAGGUGGUUGUUCCUUGUGGGCGCAGAGAAAGAGUGGCCCGUGUUUGUGGGGGCUGUGGCUGGAUUGUUAUCACUAUCUUAUUUAGGAAGUUGCAUGGACCUCCUAACACUAGUUUAUAUGGGUACGUUAGUGGGAAUGGCAGUUCCAUUAACUUAUGUGAAGAACGAGGACAAGAUUAAGAGGUUUGUGGAGUGGUUGAGGGAGAAACACAAGAGAUAUUAUCAGAUUAUUGACGAGAAGACCAUUCAGAAGAUUAAAAGCAGAAUCGUAAAGGAGAAGAAAACAGAGUAAUUAGCUUUUUAAGAGAAAUGUGCACGGUUAUGCUGUAUUAUUUAAUGAAUAUUAAGAGUCUAUUAUUUGUUUCGUUAUAUUUCGGUAAUGUUAUGAAUAGAUUAGUAUAACGUAAGAAUUGUAACUUCGCCCUGAAAAGUUAAACUCUUAAGUUAAUAUUAUUAUUACGAGUGUUCAUCAGCAAAUGUGGACUAUUACGAGUGUUAAUCAUCAGCAAAUGUGGAUCCGAGGCUCAAUUGUAGUGGGUCUGACUCCAGAUCAGAAGAUUGCGUGUUAGAUUCGCGGUCGGGUUCAAUUCCCAAAUUUUUGUCUUUUUUUUCGGUAGAGAUAAUCUAAUCUCUAAUUAGUUAGAUAAUAAAUUGAUAUAUCCAGAUUCUUAGACUCA
This is a messenger RNA of Glycine soja, 1219 nucleotides long. Its product is annotated as reticulon-like protein B13. The record is from RefSeq and is a predicted model, not a curated record. Bases 16 to 834 code for a protein of 272 amino acids. The transcript is spliced from 4 exons. NCBI's taxonomy places the organism in Eukaryota, Viridiplantae, Streptophyta, Magnoliopsida, Fabales, Fabaceae.